Molecule: messenger RNA, 4426 nt
Organism: Rhineura floridana
Lineage: Eukaryota; Metazoa; Chordata; Lepidosauria; Squamata; Rhineuridae
Gene: ANO2
Product: anoctamin 2
Exons: 24
Coding region: 195-3062 (955 amino acids)
Biological process (GO): chloride transmembrane transport
Cellular component (GO): plasma membrane
Molecular function (GO): protein dimerization activity; chloride channel activity
Source: RefSeq, a predicted model, not a curated record
UGUAGUUUUGUUUCUCUUUCACAUACAAAGAGGGAGAAAGUAAUAGUUAAAGAUACUCUUCUCUAGAUCUGGCUAAUAGAUUUCCUGGGAUCCCUGCCUGGGCCUGCAACUAGGAGAUGGUGGAGUAUACUGUGUGUCUCCCUUUGAAAGGGUAGACUGAAAAUCUGAGUCUAAGCACUUUCACUCUUGCAGGGAUGGAUCCACAGAGUCUGCAUGGACUACCCGUUAUCAACAACUACCUGGUUGGGGCUCCAGCAGAUGUCACAGAAAGGACCUCACCUGUAGGGAUGCAUUUCCAAGACAGCAGAAGGAAAGUGGACUAUGUUUUAGCUUAUCACUAUCGAAAAUGUACCACACAUCCCAGUGGUGGUUCUCUAGGCCCCUUGCAGAGACCUGCUUCUUUGGCUAUUAUUUCUAAUGGGGAGACCGCCAAAAGUCAACCUGAGCAGCAGCUACAGCCACGUGGCCCGGGUGCACCUUCUCCAGAUGCUGAGGUUAUUGAUCUGGGGCCAUUGGAGGCUUUGGAGGAAGUGAAACGGCAGCAGAGGGAUGAGUUUGAACGCAACCUGGUAGAAGCUGGUCUUGAGAUAGAAAAGGAUGUGGAGAAUAAAAACCAAGGAUUGAGUUUUGUCCGGAUACAUGCACCAUGGAAUGUACUUAGCAGAGAAGCAGAGUUUCUUAAAAUAAAGAUGCCCACUAAAAAGACUUAUGAAAUAAAAGAAGAAGGGGGAAUUGUGAAGACAUUAUGUGAAAUAUGGCGCAAAUUUACUGAACCUUUGCAGCCCAAAGUGCCACAGCAAAAUGCGAACAGGAUGAAGAAUUUAUCUUAUCCUUUUUCCAGAGAAAAAAUCUAUUUGUACAAUCUUCAGAACAAAGACACGUUUUUUGACAAUGCUACCCGCAGUCGAAUAGUACACGAAAUUUUGAAGCGUACAUAUAGUACAAAAGCCAAAAACAGUAUGGGUAUUAACACAUUAAUAGCGAACAAUGUAUAUGAAACAGCCUAUUCCCUCCAUGAUGGUGAAUAUGAAAGUGAAAACAAAGAAAUGAAUGAAAGACAGUUGCUACAUCAAGAAUGGGCAAGAUACGGAGCAUUUUACAAGUUUCAGCCUAUUGACCUCAUAAGAAAGUAUUUUGGAGAAAAAAUUGGGAUGUAUUUUGCCUGGUUGGGCUUAUACACAGAGUUUCUUAUUCCAUCUUCUGUGGUUGGAAUCAUAGUGUUCCUGUAUGGAUGUUUAACCAUUGAAAAUGACAUUCCUAGCAAGGAGAUGUGUGACCAACAUAACACCUUCACCAUGUGCCCUCUCUGUGACAAGACAUGUAACUACUGGAACCUUAGUACUGCUUGUGGCACAGCACGUGCCAGCCACUUAUUUGACAACCCAGCCACCGUCUUUUUCUCCAUUUUCAUGGCACUUUGGGCCACCAUGUUCCUUGAAAACUGGAAGCGUUUGCAGAUGCGGCUGAGUUACUUCUGGGACCUAACCGGCUUGGAAGAGGAAGAAGAACAUCCCAGACCAGAAUAUGAAACCAAACUACUACAGAAGAAAUCCAAAACUGAAAAAAGCAAAAUAAUGAGUCAAGAUGAGGAUGAAAAAGAAAAACUAACCUGGAAAGACCGUACCCCUGGCUAUCUAGUGAACUUUGCAUCUAUCUUAUUUAUGAUUUCACUGACGUUUUCAUUAGUCUUUGGUGUGAUUGUGUACCGGAUAACUACAGCAGCAGCGCUAUCAAUGAGUACCAAUGAGUCAACCAAGUCAAAUGCUCGUGUGACAGUAACAGCAACUGCUGUCAUCAUUAACCUUGUUGUGAUACUUAUCCUAGAUGAGAUCUAUGGAGUGGUUGCUAAAUGGUUGACAGAAAUGGAGGUACCGAAAACAGAAAAAGCCUUUGAGGAGAGGUUAAUUUUGAAAGCUUUUCUGCUGAAAUUUGUGAACUCCUAUGCACCAAUUUUUUAUGUGGCUUUUUUUAAAGGAAGGUUUGUUGGCCGACCUGGUCAUUAUGUGUACGUGUUUGCUGGUUACCGAAUGGAAGAGUGUGCUCCCGGAGGCUGCUUGAUGGAGCUUUGCAUUCAGCUGAGCAUUAUAAUGCUGGGAAAGCAGCUGAUUCAAAACAAUAUCUUUGAAAUUGGAAUUCCUAAGUUAAAAAAACUAUUCCGGAAGCUGAAGGAUGAGAGACCGGAGACAAAGGAAAAUGAGUCUAAUCCUUCCAAGUCACCACAGCAAUGGGAGUUGGACUAUACCUUGGAACCUUUCACUGGGCUGACUCCAGAAUACAUGGAAAUGAUUAUACAGUUUGGCUUCGUCACACUCUUUGUUGCUUCCUUUCCUCUGGCCCCAGUGUUUGCCCUCCUCAACAAUGUCAUUGAAGUCCGGCUUGAUGCCAAAAAGUUUGUCACUGAGCUGAGAAGACCUGAUACAGUAAGAGCAAAAGAUAUAGGUAUUUGGUUUAACAUUUUGAGUGGCAUUGGAAAACUUUCAGUAAUAAUCAAUGCUUUUGUCAUAUCUGUCACUUCUGAUUUCAUUCCACGCCUUGUCUAUCAAUAUGCAUAUAGUCACAAUGGAACCAUGCAUGGCUUCGUCAAUCACACGCUCUCAUACUUCAAUGUCAGUCAUUUCAAGGCUGGGACCCAGCCAGAAAAAUCACCUUUUGAACAGGAUGUUUCCUUUUGCAGGUUCAAGGAUUACAGAGAACCGCCAUGGUCCGAAAACCAGUAUGAAUUUUCUAAACAAUACUGGUCUGUUUUAUCUGCCCGUUUGGCCUUUGUCAUUAUUUUUCAGAACCUGGUAAUGUUCCUCAGUGUGCUCGUUGACUGGAUGAUCCCAGACAUCCCCAAGGACAUCAGCGAGCAGAUCAAGAAAGAGAAGAGUGUGCUGGUCGAUUUCUUCUUGAAAGAAGAGCAUGAGAAACUGAAGCUAAUAGAAAACUUUAUAAUGCGAGACAAGCAAAGGAGCAAGAGUGAGACCAGAGGAAGAAGAAAUCGAGCCGCAACUUUCUGCCAAUUCAGCCGAAGUCAACGAGGCAGCUUAGCAUCCUUUAGUUCAAUGCGCACUGAUGUAUGAUUCCUUAAGGGCAUAACGACGCCACAGACCUAUACUGGUUUAAUAUCCCCUCUCUCUGUACCCAAGAAACCCUGGGAAGUAUGAAAGAGGCUUGGGAUCUGUAGCUGAAGAUACUUAUUACUAUAACCCUGCUACAGUUUCCAGGAUUUGUUUAGAGAGGAAACCAUGACAAUUAACAUAGCAAAGCCAAUAUAGGUUUGUAGUACAAGACAUAAUGGCCAGUAUGAAGCAUAUGCAAUAAUUGUGUGCCUAUGGUGUAAUGGAAGGGGGGGAGGAGAUUAGAGCGGAUAUUGACUUGGUUAAGGAGAUUAUACUGAUUUUCAGAAGCUUCAACUUUGUUUUUCCACACUUUUGUUUAGUUGUCAAACCUGAAAACACUCAGCAUGUUUAUGUUACAAACUUUUAUAAUUGUAUACCAAUUUAUCUGUCCCUUGCCCACCCUCUGCUCCCCCAAAUUCUGAAAAUUAUAGUUAGGUGAGUGUGCUGAUAAUUCUCACCUAUACAUUCCUAGCCUCCCUCACAGAAUUUAUUUAGUAACAGCACAAUCCUGUACUUAUCCGCUUAGAAGUGAAUCCCAUUUAGUUUAGUGGGGCUUACCCCAGACCCCAGGGUAUGGGAUUGCAGCUGAAAUGUACUUAAAGACAAAGAGGGAUUACAGUAUACACACCUGUCGAGUGAGAUUAAUGUUUUGCUUAGAGCCUGAUUUUCCCCUCUUGGGGUUACAAGUCCAACAUUACAUUUUGUAUCAAUUUCCACAUACAGAAAUAAUGUGCCUAGCAUCAUUCAUGAAGCGUAUCCACAAGAGUAGAUUAUACUUUGCCACCUUCCAACCUAGGCAACCUACUUAUACUUUAAACAGUACCAAUGUUGUGUUCAUUCCUUGUCCCAUUACUCAACCAUCUUGUGAAGUAAAUGAUGCUGAACAGCAGAUGGGGGGAAAGGAACCAAAGAUGUAACAGGUGGUGCAGCAGUGGCAAACUGUCCUUCUGGAUCGGCGCCAUUAGAAGUAUAGGUAGGUUGUGUAGGUUGUAAGUAGCAACUCUUUCUAUCUUUCCUACCCUUGUCUUUCCCCCCUCCCCCCAUUAUUUCCCCCCAUUGUCAGCAACCUUAAUCACAUUUAAAUCAAUGGACUAAAGUGCAUUUUUAUCUGUGCUGAGAAAGGGAAGGAACCCCCACUAUGACCAAAAUGCUUUUCGAAACAAAAAUCACAAAUGUUUUCAUUAGCCUCGAAGCAAAAAGAAUUGCAGUCAAAUUGGUUUCUCUGGGCAAGUAGUUCCACAUCUAGGGUGCCACAUUUGCAGUGAGGAGAAGUGCAUAUGAAAAAUACAUUGUGUGAGAAGGGGGGUCAGUAUGUGAGAAUUAGA